AUGGUCAACUGCGCAAUGGUCCUGCUGCACACCUGGCCGUCUAUUGUCAAUAGCACCCUUGCACCAGUGCGCAGAAGACUCUCGAGGUCAUCUGGCGCAACAACCGGAAAAGAGGCCUCUCAGCCCUACGAGGAUGAAUGGGAACCUUGUAGCGAGCAUCGAAGGAAUUAUCAUAGCCACAAUAUAGAAGUCCAGAUCAUGCCUUACAACGUUGAUAGACGCGCGAAAGCACGUCGCUCAGAGGACCAUUUCGAGAUGAGUGGCGCCGCCCGUCAGCUGAAGACCGCCAGCCACCUCAGCUCGGUCCCUUGUGGACCUGCGUACGAGCUUGAGCCUUACCCCGAGCUGACCGGAAACGCCCUUGCAGAUGUGGAACAACGCGCGGCCGCAUCGGGCGUUGUAGAGAACCAAUCCAAGAUCCUCGUCCACGCGUUUACGUCAGACAAUCUUCUGCAUUGGGAUGCGGUGGCGGGCUAA
This is a messenger RNA of Microdochium trichocladiopsis, 477 nucleotides long. RefSeq lists its product as uncharacterized. The transcript has a single exon. The record is from RefSeq and is a predicted model, not a curated record. NCBI's taxonomy places the organism in Eukaryota, Fungi, Ascomycota, Sordariomycetes, Xylariales, Microdochiaceae. The coding region runs from base 1 to 477 and encodes 158 amino acids.